Porites lobata is the source of this 849-nucleotide messenger RNA. Lineage: Eukaryota; Metazoa; Cnidaria; Anthozoa; Scleractinia; Poritidae. The record is from the annotation of a GenBank genome assembly.
AUGGAUUUGAACCGGUCAAUAAUUCGUUCCGUGGUGAGACAAGCGUUGGAGGAGUAUAUGCAGUCGAAUACCAAUAGAUCUGCAAAUGCAGGGGAAACAGGAAGACUGGAAGGUAGUUGUAAAUUAAUUUUUUUCAGUGUACCGCCUUGCUUAUGCUUUCUUUAAAUGUAUGAACAGACGAGAGCAGAUCUCAAAUCGAAUUAUUUUAGCCGUAAACUUGUUAUUUACAGCUUCCUCACAGAACACAAGUACAAGUACAACUAGCCAACGGCUAAACUCUCAAAUUGGACAGGUUGUAAACCGUGCCAGGGAUAUUUUAAGAAGCAAUCGAUCGUCAUUCACACGAAAUGCCAGCACGUCGUUUCAGAAUGGCGCCACUAGCGCGUAUCCUAAAAGACCCCGAUUGUCGGGGGCUUCACGUUAUGGAAAUGUUCUUUCCAAGGAUGUGGUUAAAACGGUUGUGCUCUUGGAAAAUUCUGGUUCUUCAAACGAAUAUCCUUUAAAGAAUGAUACGAUAAUGUGCUAUGCUGAAGUGGAUUUUGUCACCACAGAUGACGAACGUCUCGUGCGAAAUAAAAUCGUCGGAGCGUUGAAGACACAAAUACCUGACAUUGCACCGGAUGAUUUUGAAUUUGUUAAAGUCCUCGGCAAAAGAGUCUCUACUCCUGUUGUAGCUGAUGGCUACAACUGGGAUUUUAAGUACGUGAAAAACUUAUGUAAACUUAUUGUAUGUCCGUCUUAACAAACAGCAAGAACAGGAACUGGAAAACAUUUCAGACACAUUUGAAGCCAUCCCUGUGGAAAGGCCUAGUACUAUUCUUGCAGAUAAUAGGGGCGUGUCGUCUGUGA